CGCGUACUUAAAACCGUCAUGAACCGCGAAAAGGAAAACGAUUACACAAAUACAUCCGGUAUUGAUGAGGAAAGUCUCAAAUGUCCAAAUCCCAUUACCAGUCAAGGAGCCGGAAGCCGCCGUGCCCGGGCCGAGAGCAGCUGCGUACGGUGGUGGGAGGGCCUCCGCACCCGCUCACCAUUCUCGCAAUCCAUGAUACCUCUAGAGCCUCUAAGUUCGGCAGAAGGGGACUUUCUAGCAAUGCCUAGCUAUCCUGCCGAGGCGGAGGCGCGGACCCGUGCCAUUGACAGAUACCUCGCUGCCGAGUCCCAGCGGAGGAAACGGCAAUUGAAGAUCGUCCUUUUCGGCGAUGAGCACGGCAAGAGUCAUUUUUUGAAGCAAACCCGCCUUCUUGAGCUCCCGCUUUCCAAUGACGAACGCGCAAAUGUUCGAGUCGAGGCGAGGCGCUUCGUCGCGUCGAUAUGCCGGGAAUGCUUGCUGAUUGUUGAAGCAUGUGCGGGCUAUCCAGAAUGGAUUAAUGUCCAUCCAGUCCUGGGGCGUGUCAAGGAGUUUGUGUCGCGCGAAGAAACCGAAGACGAAGAAACGGUUGAAAGCAUGGUGAACCUGUAUUGCGACGAAGAACUGCGGCUCGCACUUAAGCAGUUUGGCCAUAACCUCGAAAACAUCGAGCGACGAUUCUUGAAUGGCCGCUUUCCGCAUAUCCUUACUUGCCCCUGCACUGGAAAUGGUAAUCUGAGUAAGCUCUUGAAGCGAAUCUUUGCGCCAGAGUACGUCCCUACAGAGCAUGACUGGUUCCACUUUGACCAGCGCCGUUUGGAGCCAGUGGCCCAGGAGGCUCUCAUCCAUCGAGACAGCCACACGAUGCGAUUUUUACAAAUCACGGAUAGGUCAACACAGAGGCGAAAAUGGAUUCACAUUUUGGUGGAUGACGCGGCCUGUGUUCUUUUUAUCUCUGACCUGGCCAUCUAUGACCAGAGUCUGCUGGAAGAUGAGACCAUAAACAGGCUCCACGAGGAUUUCCUGCUCUUUAGCUCGUUGGUCAACUCAAGAUGGUUCACCCAAACGCCAUUCUUCGUCAUUUUGUCAAAUGUCUCGGCCUUUAGAAACAAGAUUCUGCAGUCGCCGCUGUCGAAAUGGUUUCCCCAAUUCAAGGGAGGCAGUGACGGAGAUGCAGCGCUCAAGUUCAUUAAAGACCGGUUCCAGGAACUUGCGAAAGCUAACCAAAAUGUGUAUAUACACGUUGCAGAUAUUCAUAGUGCAGAGGGCGUGAUAGCUGCCAUUGAGACUAUGGAAAAUACGUCACUUAGUAAAGUUUUAAAAGAGCUUGGUAUGCCUCCUGUCAAGUGUAAAAACUAGUCUUUAAGAACUUUACCCUUUGCCGGGCUUAAUUCUAUUAGUAGCGCGCUUUCCAUAGCUUCCCUAUUUGCUUUAAAGGCCAUGGCGAGCACGAAUUAUAUCCUUUACUAAGCAGCAGCUCGGCAAGAUUGCUUGCAGAGCGUCUACUAGCCUGAAGACUAUGAUCUGCUUCUUAUUUCA
Fusarium odoratissimum NRRL 54006 is the source of this 1536-nucleotide messenger RNA. RefSeq lists its product as uncharacterized. The coding region runs from base 19 to 1356 and encodes 445 amino acids. Gene Ontology annotation, biological process: G protein-coupled receptor signaling pathway. NCBI's taxonomy places the organism in Eukaryota, Fungi, Ascomycota, Sordariomycetes, Hypocreales, Nectriaceae. The transcript has a single exon. Gene Ontology annotation, cellular component: heterotrimeric G-protein complex. The record is from RefSeq and is a predicted model, not a curated record. Gene Ontology annotation, molecular function: guanyl nucleotide binding; GTPase activity; G protein-coupled receptor binding.